This is a messenger RNA of Callithrix jacchus (white-tufted-ear marmoset), 4385 nucleotides long. It is a transcript of the gene LMNTD1, whose product is annotated as lamin tail domain containing 1. The record is from RefSeq and is a predicted model, not a curated record. Gene Ontology annotation, cellular component: cytoplasm; nuclear envelope. NCBI's taxonomy places the organism in Eukaryota, Metazoa, Chordata, Mammalia, Primates, Cebidae.
UGCCCUGUCUCUCAAACUGCUUCUAGGGAAUGCUAAACACCUUCACCAUAGUUCUUCUGAUACCCCUAGUCAAGAUCAGGAUUGGCUAUGUUGGUAUUUACACAUUCACAUAAGAAUUCUGGUCAUGGUACCAGUUUGGUAAAGAAAUUAUUAAACCUGGCUGAUGCUUGAAGGAAAGAAAAGAGACUUCUCUUCUAGCCAAGAUGAAAGAUACAAAAGACAUUCAGGAAGCACCAGAGGCAAUUCAGAAUAAAGUCGACAAGCAGGAAGAUAAGAUGGAGAAGCAAGAGCAAAGAGAAGACAAACUUGGAGAUCCCCCAGUACGUUCUUCAGUACAUUUUCAAAAACCAAAGAUAAAGGGUUCAGUUUCUACAACACUGCCAUCAUCAUCUUCAUUAUCCAGUGGAAUAACUCUUGGCUACUAUCUCUCUAGUCCUUGGAUUAGUGGAGUAACUUUAUCAACAACUGGACAAUUGACUUCUAGAGCUACUCGAGGUAAUGAUUCCCAAGAGGAAAUCAGCUUCGAUGCCUUCAUAGUUCCAAAGAAACAGGAUGAAUCACCCAUAAUCGGGGAUGGAGAAGAUUAUUUCCUUUCUUUGUUUGGUGAUUCAAAAAAACGUAUAGCACACUCAAGCUACACUGAGAAAACUUUCAAAUACUUUUCUUCAAUACUUGAAGAAGUUGGCAAGUUUACCUCCAGUUCUCUUGGAGAUGUUAAAAUAGCUGAAGUGAAUGUCAAGGGUUUGUUCAUAAAGCUCGUUAACUCUUCCCUUGACAAAGAAAUGGCAAUUGGAGAUCAUAUUCUCCAGCAAAAUGUGAAUGGACAAACAAUUUCUUUGUACCAAUUCCUUCCAAAUAUCGUGAUGCAGGCCAAUUCCACAGUAACUGUGUGGGCAGCAGCAUCUGAAGCAAAGCAUCAACCUCCAUCAGAUUUUCUUUGGAAAGAACAAGACAAGUUUAGAGCAAGUCCUGAUUGUAUAACAAUCCUGUGUAAACCGAACGGUCAAGCCAUUGCCUGGUACACCCCUAUCCACUGGAAGCAAGCAUGGGAGAAAUUAGAGACUGACAUUGAAUUUGACAGAUGUUCAGUAGUAUCUCCAACAUUCCGAAGGCACAAGUUUCAGUGGACAGCAUCUACAACUACAAUAACUAAAGAAAAAGAAGAUCAACCUAAGAACCACAUUUCAAAUUAUCAGGUGGAACAAACUCAAGUUUUUCUUAAGAGAGAGAAGAAAAUUCCACCAACCGUUUUCCCCAAUCGCAGCCCUUGGUGCCAGAAUCCCUAUGUCUCUGCACAUCCUUACUGUCCUCUGAUCGAACCACACAAUACAUGCAUCACUGGAGACAGCUUGGGUAGACAGCCCAGGUCUCGGUCAACCAGACCUAAUCGAGCCCCAGGAACUAAGAAAAAGAAGACAUCUGAGUCACAAAAGCAAUAGGCAGUCAACUCAACCUUUAAAGGACAAUAACAUCCAAGUCUAGAGAAAGUGAAGAUGCCUAGCAUGUUGCAACCAACCUUCAUCACACAGGAGAGGAACCCAGAAGCAAGCAAGCAAGCAAGAAAAUGGUUUCUUUCAGAAAAAAAAAAAAAAAAAAAAUUCCUUAGGCCUUUACUGUCACCAUUUCUGAAAGAAAAAUGUAGAGUUAGUGGACAAGUUAAAGUAUUUGUUUUCUAAGCAGUUGAGAAGAAAAACACUGGUCAAAAGCAAAACCAGCACAGUCUUUAUUUUGUUCACAUGAAGUGCCCUUGUGACUUCAGUCUUUUAUACCCUGCCCAACUGUUAGGUCUACGACUUUCACAAUUUCUGCAGAUACAUUUUCCAAAAGCAUGUGUCAGUAAUUAUAAAUCUUGGAGUCAAUCUGAUUCUCUAUAAUUGGAAUCUGUCUCCUUGAAGUAUGGGUUAAUUCAGCUUCCUAAAGAAAUAAUGAGUGAAAUUUCUAUGGAGUAACCAGCUGGGAGUUUUUAAACCUGCCUACACUUAUCACAAAUUUGCCAAAAGAGUCUCACCUUUCGACUUCUGAUACUAUGUGUAAAAUCUCAUGCACAGGAACAGGAAAUCCCGAAGGAACAAAAAUAUUUUAAUUAAAUAAUGUAAUAGAGCUAUCUUUUAAAAAUACCAUCCUUAGUAAUUCUUCUGUAGCUCUGUUUCUGUCAACAGUCUAAAAGUUUAAAACAUAAAAUAUGCCCAUUAUUUAUGUUGACCCUAUUUGUAGUGAGAAGGUAUAAUUGCUUCAGUUUUGUGACAAUAUCCUGCCUAUACCUUAUAGUCCUAUUUAAUUUAAAUUGAUUUAUGUAUAUAUUUAUAUAGCAUAACAGGAAGAUAUGGUACAUACUUUCUUGGAGUCUGAGGAGAAAGAGAAAAGUAAGAAUUUUUCUCCAAUAUCUUCUUUUAAAAGACUAAGAGUAAAAUUGCCCCAAAAUCUUAUUGGUGACCAUGAAGAGAAAUUCAAUGAGUUUUGUUGGUUUAUUUCAUCCAAACACCAAAAGGUAAAAAUAUUUUUUUAAAAUAUACCAGGGGAUUCAAACAUAUGAUUUGUUGUUUGUUUUUGUUUUUUGAGAUGAGUCUCUCUCUGUCACCCAGGCUGGAGUCCAGUGGUAUAAUCUCCAUUCACUGCAGCCUUGACCUCCCAGUUUUAAGUGAUUCUCCUGCCUCAGCCACCUGAGUAUCUGGGAUUAUAGUUGUCCACCACUCCACCUAGAUAAUUUUUGUAUUUUUAGUAGAGACGGGGUUUCACCAUGUUGGCCAGGCUGGUCUCGAGCUACUGACCUCAGGUGAUCCACCUGCCUCAGCCUCCCAAAGUGCUGGGAUUACAGGUGUGAGCCUCCACGCCCAGCCCCAACAUAUGCUUUUGUUGCAGGACUUUUCCUUAGUUUAGCUAAAGACAGUUACUGUCCAUCCCAUGGCCACAAAAGGCCAUGAAAAUUUAGGCUCCAAGAUGGUUUAAAGCAUGAGUAAAGCAGGUUUUAUUGAGUGAGAAAGGGAAAAAUGGGGGGAAACAGAUCCUCUGCAAGGCUGGAGUCCCCUGCUAGAGGGCUUCCCAUACUGCCAUUUGAAUACCAGGUUCCACACAGGAAGAGGCAGGCCAUCUCCUCCCCUCUGCAAAGGGCACGAACCCAAGGCUCCAUCUCAGUGGGCAGGCUGAUUGGAGAUUCUCCAGGGACCUCCUCCCACCUCUCUGCCCUGCUUUUAUACCAAAGUUCAUAGAGCAUUAUUCACAAAAGCCCAAAAAUAGAAACAACACAUAUCCAUCGACAGAUGAAUGGAUUUUUAAAAUAUGGUGUAUAAUACAAUGAAAUAUUAUUCAGUUAUUAAGAAAAGAAUGAAGUUCUAAUACAUGCUACAACAUGGAUAAACUUUGAAACAUGUUAAAUGAAAUAAGCCAGACACAAAAGGACAAAUAUUCUAUAAUUUCACUUAAUAAAAAAAUUUAAGGGGAUGGAAAGUCUAACAGAAUUUACUAGGGGCUGGGCUGGGAAGGGGAGAAUGGAAAGUUAUUAUUUAGUGGGUAUAGAGUCUCUGUUUGGGAUGAUGAAAACUGUUCAGAAAAUGGAUAGAGGUAAUGGCUGCACAACAUUGUGAAUGUACUUAAUGCCACUAAAUGGUACACUAAAAAUGGUUGAAAUGGUUUACAAAGUACUUCUAAUAAAAUAUGACUAGUAUUUCCAAGAUGGAAAAAAUCAUAUUCUAGUCUCAAGCAUCUGAAAAGAUAGCCGUUGCUCAACAAAAUAAUUUUACAUAUACUUUUCUGCUUAUGAUGCAACAUAAAUAUCUUCUAGUUGCUGGGCCACACAGUUCACAUUAUUUCCUCAUUCUUUGGACACCCAGGAGCAGACUUAUACAGUUUCAGGAAACUGUCAAUAACAGUUUUUGCCACUUUGCACCAUUAAGUGUUAUCUUUGAAUCAUGCGUUGGCUAAAUCAUGUAGACUGUUCUGUUUUUUUCAUGGUUACUAUAGAAACUGCAGUCACGAUGUUUUGAGGAGACCAGCAGGAAAUGUAAAAGUGUACAAUAAAAGUUAACUUAUUUCAUGGUUGAAAAUUUCUUCCAGCUGUCUCCAUUUGUGGUGAUUAUUGUGUUCACAUUGGGAGUAUAAACAUACAACCAAAAGAGCUCUGGUGACUAUGGCCAAUAAACCAUCUCACCCCUAACACAAUUCCCUCCCAACAUCUUUUCCUCAAAGAUUUGUAAUAGGAAUGCAUGAAACAAGUGAUAUGUAAGGUUCAGGUGUUUUCAAUUACUUCUCUUGUAUGAACAGAAGUUUCCUGAAUCCAAAACAUGUUUCAGCACAAAGGGUUUUCCUUAUUUUUGAAGAUGGUGUCGUCUUAGGAAAAUUUCGUCUACAUAUCUCUGAUUCACCGAUGCUUUCUCAAUAAAGCAUCUCCU